CACACGGGCCUCCCCACGUCCACUCCUUUGAUCGCGCCGCCGCCCAGGGCCCCCUCCCUCGGCCCUGGGCUGUAUAACUGGAGGCCGUGCCUCUCCUGGCGGCGCACUGGGGUCGGGCAGCGAUGGCCACAGCGGAGUCCAGGCAGCUCCAGUUCGGGGACAGCACCACGCCGCCCGCCUACCGGCCCGCCCACGCCGGCGGGGCGUUACUGCCGCCCCCGAGCCCCGCCGCUGCUCUGCUCCCCGCGCGCCCCUCUGAUCCCGGCCCGGAACGCGGCACCCAAGCGGCCUUCGCUGGCUUUCUCGGGAGAGGUCCCAGGCCCGCUGCGCAGACCCCCGCCGGCCUGGGCCCGCCUGCGCCCCUCAAAGGCGCGGCCGUCCAGUCGGCGUCGCAGCGCCGCAAGCGCACGUCGUUCAGCCCGGAGCAGCUGCAGCUGCUGGAGCUCGUCUUCCGCAGGACCAUGUACCCCGAUAUCCACCUGCGUGAGCGCCUGGCCGCGCUCACCCUGCUUCCCGAGUCUAGGAUCCAGGUGUGGUUCCAGAACAGGCGUGCCAAGUCGCGCCGUCAGAGCGGCAAAUUCUUUCAACCUUUAGCCAGGCCUGAGCUUUUUGUCCACCACUCUGCUUGUGAAACGGAAGGGAGAUAUUUGAAGCCCCAGCUGCCUCUGGAGGUAGAUGUGAACUGCCUGCCCGAUCCCAGCAAGGUUGGAGGGAGCAUCUCAGACCCUAGCUCCCAAGGUCAGAAUUUCGAAACCUUUUCUCCUCUCUCUGAAGACAUUGGUUCAAAGUUGGACUCAUGGGAGGAACACAUCUUUUCUGCCUUUGGUAAUUCUUGAGGAGUCUGGAGAAUUCAGGAUGAGCUCAGAUGAACCAUGACUGACAGCCAGGGAGACACACACCAGAAUACUGUCCUUUCUGGCUUCUGUAUUAAGGACAUAUCCAUGUUAACCUUGGUAAUGGUUUUGAGUCAUCGCUCACCUGUGAAGCUUCCCCCCCUUUUGCCCAUGAACCUUUGCCCAUGGCCUGUUCUUUCUUCAGAGUACACACCUCCUAGGAGUUCUGGCAUUUAUUUUUACCAGUGCAUCUCCAAAUCUGCACAUUCAUUUUGGUCUGCACGCCUGCUCCCUCUUACCAGUCCUUUUGUUAUUUUUCAGAGUGGCUUUUCAGAACUUAUUUCCUUCGCAAGAACUCUUCAGUUUAACUCAGUUUCCCCUUAUGCUUCACUGCUGUUGUCCUCCUAUGGUUCCUCCAAGGCUUAGAAUCCUAACCUCAUGCUGACCCAGAUCCUUCCAUCCUCAUCCUCUCACCAAGAUUUACUACCUUGUAAGUUUGGCCUGUCAUCUUUACACUCAUUUGUAGUGCCAGUGAUUUCUGCAUCAGAUUAUUCAAGAGUAGCCU
Messenger RNA from Sus scrofa (pig), 1398 nucleotides. It is a transcript of the gene MIXL1, whose product is annotated as Mix paired-like homeobox. Gene Ontology annotation, biological process: hematopoietic progenitor cell differentiation; regulation of transcription by RNA polymerase II; endoderm formation. The record is from RefSeq and is a predicted model, not a curated record. NCBI's taxonomy places the organism in Eukaryota, Metazoa, Chordata, Mammalia, Artiodactyla, Suidae. Gene Ontology annotation, molecular function: DNA-binding transcription activator activity, RNA polymerase II-specific; RNA polymerase II cis-regulatory region sequence-specific DNA binding.